Molecule: messenger RNA, 3236 nt
Organism: Neodiprion fabricii
Lineage: Eukaryota; Metazoa; Arthropoda; Insecta; Hymenoptera; Diprionidae
Product: lipopolysaccharide-induced tumor necrosis factor-alpha factor homolog
Exons: 4
Coding region: 184-750 (188 amino acids)
Molecular function (GO): zinc ion binding
Source: RefSeq, a predicted model, not a curated record
GCUGUGCACGUGUGUGUAUAGAGAUCCGUGAAUGCUCUGUGGUUAAAGCGAUGACCUAACGAAAUUUCCCAUCGAGUAGAAUCGGAGUGAUUUUAUUUCUGAUUGACAAACGUAGCUGCGGAUUUACGUAAGUCACAACAUACUACACAGUUGGGAGUACAAGCAAUACGCAAUCUAUACAAAAUGGAGAAGAACCACCUGAUGGGAAGUGGAUUUCCACCACCAACUGCUCCGCCCUCGUAUGACGAAGCUGUCGCCAAUACUGCGGCAGGUCCUCGCCUUUAUCCUCCACCUUCUUCUGCUCCGUACCCAACAGUCGACACAGCGAUGCCAAUGCCUGGAUCUUAUAAUCCUCCGCCAGCAGCCAUGCCAAUGCCGAUGCCAAUGCCAACGCCAGAGACACAAAGCCAACCUCAAUCAUUUCAGCCACGACCUGCCGCUCCCUAUCCUCAACAGCAAAACACAGCUCCACAGUCUUACGCGACACCUGCCCAAAUACAAGUUGUGCAACAAACAGUUGCUUAUGCAGUUGGACCAAACCCACUAAAAAUGGUGUGUCCUAAUUGUCGGGCGGAUAUAAAAACAACCACGGUAUCGGAAACUCAAGCGAACGCUCACAUUUGUUGCAUAAUUUUAUGUUUACUCGGGUGUUGCUUGUGUUCAUGGUUGCCAUAUUGCAGUAAUGCCUUUGUGAAUGUUCACCAUUCGUGUCCCAAUUGUAAGGCUUACAUCGGAACGUAUAAGGCUUGAAUUUUGUGAUUGUCACAAUAGUCAAGUUUAACCUUGAAGUAUUGGAGUAAUUAUUCUACAGUUACAGAUCGAGGUGAAACCUUGGCCGUCUUUGACUAGGACGAAAAUUUUCUCUUCUUUACAUAUUCGUAUAUAUUAAACAUUCACUCACAGACGCAAAUAUUUUUUUUUUUUUUUAUACAAAUUCUAUCAGAGAUAGAUGAAACGUAUAAUUUUAUGAUCCCAAUUAUUUCUACAAUUGCUUACCCUUUCAAUGAAUGUUUGUAGAAUUCUUGAAAAACGUUCAGUUCAUGCGAAACACAUUCCGUUGAUUCUGAAACAAUCUUGCUUCAUUGCCAUGGAGAAUAUUAACAGGUUGAUUGAUUUGAUCUGAGCUUUCCUUGUAUACAUAAAUCCUCGUCGCUAAGAAUUGAGAGUCAAGAGAAAAGAGUGUUAUUGACAUCUCAUAUGCCCUAUACUCACUAUUAUUACUGGACAUUAGGUUUCUUGAUGUAGUCGUACUGAAAAGAGUGGUGAUUCACUGUACAGGAACACAGAAUUUUUGCAUUCUGGUAGCUCAUUACGUUUCACUAUGUGCAUAAAAUCAAACUCACAUGAUACUACUUCCAUUCUUUAUAAUUCUUACUUUUUUUUUUCAUAUGUCAAGUUAAUGUGAUUAUCUUGUUUUAUAAUAUUGCACAUAAAUAUAGUAUAGUAAAACAACAUUAUAAAACAAGAUAAUCAUAUAUAUAUAUGUGAUAUAUAUAUAUAUCAAAAAAGUAUUGAGUAUUCGAAGAACACCGUAUUUUCGUUAAGAGCGAACAAUUCAUGCUUAGGUAAAUAUAAAGAAAAUGACCAUUGAAAAUGUACGACUUUUGCUUUGCUCUGCUAGUUCAUAGGUUUUGCACUAGAUACUUGGUUGUGAAACAUUUACAGGCUUUUUUGAAAAUAAGAGAUUGGUAAAUAAUAUACCUGUAUUACGAUGUUGGUUGAUAAUAUGGUGUUUGUUGACGUACUUGCAAAUUGUCGCACCAUACGUGAUACGUUACGCGAAGAUCUGAUUACAAAAAAAUAUUUGUCUCUUGACAGCAUCUGUUCAGCUCACGGAAAUAUUUCCACCUCAAAUUAAGCCUCCCCCAGCAAACAUGGACGAUAUCGUCCAUCCUGACCUUCUCACUUAUCGCUGUCUCGGGAAUUUUUCAUUGUUUAACAAUUUCUAUUCAUUAACUAUUUGAAAAUUUCGUAAUGUAAACUAUUGGAAUAUCAAGUAGGCACCUGAAACUGAUUACCUGAAUCUUUUGCAAACUUUUGAAAAUCUCUAAGUGAAGGGAAAAAGAACUCGUGUGACGAAAUCGUUGAUAAUGACUGACGACGUCAGUAAAAUAACACAUGACCGGCGGAGGGUUAUCGAGUCAGAUAGAAGUGUGAAAAUCACAUGCAUGUUUUGUCGAAAAUUAUUCAAAGGGCUGUGAGAAAUUGAAUAUUUAGAGAGGAAGGUACGACGUGGCCUGUGUACCCUGCUGUUAUUUUUCAAAGAAACCUUUAUUAAACAUAAGUUUUAUAUUUUUAUAUUAUGCCUUUUUCAUUGUUUGUAUUCAAAAAGUUUGACAAAAAAUAUUUCAAAUUAUUAAAUUGGAUACGAAUAUCUAAAUUGCUUGAAAUUAGAAAGUAAGUACGUAUGUAUAUAUAAUUUGAAGAUAAAGAAAAAAAAAACUACCCAAUUUGGUCUGAGUUUAAUUUUUAUUAAACAACAAGCCAUUGUAUCUAUAUUAUCAUCAGUUUUGCAUUCAUGAUUUUCGACUUCCUUGAUCAAUUGUGUAAGUUUUUAUUUUUCUACUUCAAACGAGAUAUGUAACUAAGUGUUCAAUGCUAAAUAUAUAAGUCUGCAUCAGUAGGUGAAAAUUUACUUCGUUAAGAUAAAAAAAAAAAAAUCAGACAUACGAAUAAUACUGUAAAGUAUAAGUUAGACCAACCUUUGAUAGUGCGUUGAAAUUACUUGCAGUUUAGUAAUUAUAAUCACGCCAACAUUUAUUAUCGACCAUGAGAGAUUAAUAAAAUAUUAUUAUUCAUAUUGUUUACUACCCACAUGUAAACUCUAACUAAAACUGUGACACAAUUAUUGCGCUAAUUCUGUUCACGUUUCAAUUAAGCAUUAACGGUUUGGUCCUCAAUUCAGGACAGAAUUGACGUGCUAGGAAAAGGGUGUACCAAAUGAUGAAAACGUAUUUUAUAUACAAUUAAUAAUAAGAAGAUGUGAUCUAGACCGACUGAAAGUCUAGUAAAUCGAUGAUAUUGUCUGAUGAUUGCGAUACGAAAGAGAAGGGAAUAAAUGAACAAAUUACACGAUCGUAAUAGUUGGGGAAUAUCUGUAAUAACAAUAUUUAUCGUCUGUACACGGCCAAUGGGGUAUUGGAAAUAUCUGAUUUUUGUGUAUAAUCGGUAGGUGUACAUAAUCGUCAUCUUGAUAAAUAAAUGAAUAUAUUAUUUAAUAUAAUAUUAAUUCUUCA